AUGGCUGUGAUGGGCGAUCAGCAAAGUGCCCUGGCACCUGUCACACCCCUUGCAACUUCAUCAGGUGCCACAUACCUGAGCUCUGUCAUCACAAAGCCCUAUGAAGAGGGCAAGAGAAUUCUGAAUCCAUAUCCUACCAAACUAAGUGACCCAGAGACUGUGGAAAACAUCUUGGAUCUCUUAGAUCAAAAUAAAAAUGGACAAGUUGAUUUUCAUAAAUAUCUCUUGUUGGUGUUCCAAUUGGCCAAAGCCUGCCGUUGUAAACUCGAUAACGAGUCAUGUAGAAAAAUAACCUCCCAGCAAGAAAGGGGACAGGAAGGAAACCGAGAUCAUAAUUUUCCAAGAAACACAGGCAGAUAACACAGUCAGAGGCAUGAGAGGGAAAGGCAGAACCCCUUUCCCAGUCCAUCUGUAAGACAAAGUCAGGAUGCCCAAUAUGACCAGUCAGAGAGACAAGAUAAGGACUCUCACUAUGGUUUGUCUGAGACACAGGGCCAGGAUUCUCACUACAGUCAGUCAAAGAAACAAGACAGCGACUCCUGCCAGGGUCAACCUAAGAGACAAGACAAAGAUUAUGGCUUCGAUAAGUCUAGGCGGCAAGGUCAAGACUCUAGCUCAGGUCAAAGACUGAAUCAUAAAUCUAGUGAUGGCCAGCAUAAAAUACAAAAAAAUAUCAUUGCCUUAGGUCAGUGUGAGAAACCACCUCGAGAUUCUCAUUAUGGCCAGCCUGAGAAGACAGACAGUAAAGGCCAGAGCCCUCACUACGGUCAGAUGGACAGACAGGACCAGAGUCCUCACUAUAGUCAGACAGACAGACAGGGCCAGAGCUCUCACUAUGGUCAGAUAGACAGACAGGGCCAGAGCCCUCACUAUGCAGACAGACAGGGCCAGAACCUUCAUUACAGUCAGACAGACAGACAGGGCCAGAGCUCUCACUAUGGUCAGAUAGACAGACAGGGCCAGAGCCCUCACUAUGCAGACAGACAGGGCCAGAACCUUCAUUACAGUCAGACAGACAGACAGGGCCAGAGCUCUCACUAUGGUUAGACAGACAGACAAGACCAGAGCUCUCACUAUUGUCAGAUGGACAGACAGGGCCAGAGUUCCCACUACAGCCAGUCACAGGCUGGGGAAACAGAAAUACAAGAACAAAAUAGGUGCAUCCAGAGGUCUCAGGAAACAAGAACAGGUUCUGUUGAGCGGUCAGGAAGAUCAGGAAGACUAAUUCAUCAGAUUCAAGGACAGAAAGUGAAGCAACAUCAGAGACAGGGAUUCCAACCUAAGGAAGAGCAGCAGAACAGCCACUGCAUGUGGGAGCCUAAGGAAGACAGCCAAUACCACCCACACAAACUCUUAGCACAAACUCAGCAAGAAAGGGCACCACACCACAAAGGGAGAGACUGGCAGUCAUGCAGUAGUGAGCAGGGUCAGAGACAGGCCCAGGCCAGGCAAAGUCAUGGUGAAGAACAGAGCCAUCAGGCAGCAGAAGAGCAGGUCCAUCAAAGCUGGGGUAGACACAGCCAUGAGAGACAGGAGAACCCGUGAAGAACAAAACAUCAGACAAAGGACAGACAAACCCAUAAAGAUGAGCAAAACUACCAGAGACAAGACAAGCAAACUCAUAAAGAGAUUCAAAACUACAAUAGACAAAACCAGGAAGAUGAGCACAACCACAAAAGUCAAGACAGAAAAACCCAUGAAGAUAAUCAAAGCCAUCAGCAACAAUGGGAUAGACAAAGCCCUAAGAAGAAAGAAAGGUUUCAAGGAUCUCAGGCAAGCCUAUCAAAACAGAGGCAAAAUCCACAUUAA
Messenger RNA from Lepus europaeus (European hare), 1809 nucleotides. RefSeq names its product repetin (gene RPTN). Gene Ontology annotation, molecular function: calcium ion binding. The record is from RefSeq and is a predicted model, not a curated record. Lineage: Eukaryota; Metazoa; Chordata; Mammalia; Lagomorpha; Leporidae. Gene Ontology annotation, cellular component: cornified envelope.